Messenger RNA from Rhineura floridana, 5911 nucleotides. It is a transcript of the gene ESYT1, whose product is annotated as extended synaptotagmin 1. Gene Ontology annotation, molecular function: lipid binding. Gene Ontology annotation, biological process: lipid transport. The coding region runs from base 127 to 3417 and encodes 1096 amino acids. Lineage: Eukaryota; Metazoa; Chordata; Lepidosauria; Squamata; Rhineuridae. The record is from RefSeq and is a predicted model, not a curated record. The transcript has 31 exons.
GAGACAGUGCUUCAGUCAUGCAGUGCCUAUUAGUUCCAUGACUGCAACAACCGCGGGAGCUUGGGAGUAUCUUAGCCGCAGUGUGAGGCUUGUGGUUCCUGUUGUCCAGUCUGUCCCGGGAGCGCUAUGGAGAGGGCCCCGGAGCAAGAAACUGUGGCGCCGGGCCCGAGUCCGGAGGUCUCCUCUAGCUCGACCUCUACCUCUGGCUCGCGUUUGCCGGGGGGCAUCGGCUCUGCAGAAGCCCGGGCGGCCCUGGGCGCCAUCGGGCGGCGACUGCUGUGGCUGCUCCCGGUGUAUCUGGCGGGUCGGGCGGGGCUCAGCCUGGGCUUCGUGGUGGCCGGCGUGGCCCUUUACAUGGGGUGGCGGGGCCGGCGGCUGAGCAAAGAACGAUCGCUGCGGGAGGCUGGAUUGUUUUUGGGUAACGAAGAGGCUGCGGUGAGCGCCACCCGACUGGGCCGAAGUCUGGGUCAGAGCGAGCUGCCCGCCUGGGUCAGUUUCCCAGAUGUUGAAAAAGCUGAAUGGCUCAACAAGAUUCUGGCCCAGGCUUGGCCCUUCUUUGGCCAGUACAUGGAGAAGAUGCUUGUGGAGAACAUUGCUCCAAGCAUUCGGGCCUCCAACACCCAUUUACAGACCUUCACUUUCACCAAGGUUGACAUGGGAGAGAAGCCCCUCAAGGUCAUUGGAGUUAAGGUUCACACUGGCGUGAACAAGAAGCAAAUCUUGCUGGACCUAAACCUUAGCUAUGUGGGUGAUGUCCAGAUUGAUGUGGAAGUGAAGAAAUUUUUCUGUAAGGCUGGGGUGAAAGGCAUGCAGCUACAUGGCAUGUUGCGGGUCAUCCUGGAGCCUCUCAUUGGGGAUGUCCCGAUUGUCGGGGCGCUCACCAUGUUCUUCAUCCGCCGUCCAACUCUGGACAUUAACUGGACUGGAAUGACCAACCUCUUAGACAUUCCUGGACUGAGUUCAAUGUCUGACACAAUGAUUAUGGACUCCAUUGCCUCUUUCUUGGUUCUCCCCAACCGCCUGCUCAUUCCACUGGUCUCUGAUCUCCAUGAAGCAGCUCAGCUCCGCUCCCCUAUUCCCAGGGGUGUUGUCCGUGUCUAUCUGAUGGAGGCCAAGGACCUGCAGUCCAAGGAUAAGUACAUCAAAGGGAUGAUUGAGGGCAAGUCAGACCCAUAUGCCAUUGUGCGUGUGGGAACCCAGGUCUUCACCAGCAAAGUCAUUGAUGAAGACCUCAACCCCAAAUGGAAUGAGAUGUAUGAGUUCAUUGUACACGAGGUUCCAGGGCAGGAACUGGAGGUGGAGCUGUUUGACAAGGACCCUGAUCAGGAUGACUUCUUGGGCAGGAUGAAACUGGACUUUGGGGAGGUGUUCAAGGCUCGUGUGCUGGAGGAGUGGUUCCCAUUGCAAGACGGUGGCCGGGCUCGUGUGCACCUGCGCCUGGAGUGGCAUACGCUUAUGUCAGAUGGCUCCAAGCUGGAACAAGUUCUCCAUUGGAACAAAACUAUCUCCUCCAAACCAGAGCCGCCGUCAGCAGCCAUCUUGGUUGUCUAUCUUGAUAGGGCACAAGAACUGCCGCUGAAGAAGUCCAGUAAGGAGCCCAACCCCAUGGUACAACUCUCCAUCCAAGAUGUCACCCGUGAGAGCAGGGUUGUGUAUAGCACUGUCUCCCCUGUCUGGGAUGAUGCCUUCCGUUUCUUCCUGCAAGACCCAACCACCGAGGAUAUUGAUAUACAGGUCAAAGACGACAACCGUCAGACCACCCUGGGCUCCCUCACGAUUCACCUGUCCCGCCUUUUGAGUGCUGACAAUCUGACUCUUGACCAGUGGUUCCAGCUGGAGAACUCUGGACUUAACAGCCGCAUCUACAUGAAACUCGUGAUGCGGAUCUUGUAUCUGGAUGCCCCAGAGGUUUGCUUCAACACCCGGCCAUGUCCUCCAGGACAUCUGAAUGUCACUGAGGGUGCUCACAUUGGAAGCAGUGUUGACAAGUCUCCUCGGCCUAUCAAGGCCAGCCCAGAUGCUGAAUUUGGCACUGAGAGUGUGAUUCGCAUUCAUCUGCUGGAAGCUGAGAAUCUCAUUGCCAAGGAUAACUUCAUGGGUGGGAUGAUCAAGGGCAAAUCAGAUCCUUAUGUUAAAGUACGCUUGGGGGGCCAGAAGUUCCGCAGCCGCGUCAUCAAAGAGGAGCUCAACCCCCACUGGAGUGAAAUCUAUGAGGUCGUUGUGAAUAAUGUUCCUGGGCAAGAGGUGGAGUUCGACUUAUAUGACAAAGAUGUUGACAAGGAUGACUUCCUGGGAAGGUGUAGGAUCCCUCUGAGACGAGUGCUAAGCAGCAAGUUUGUUGUUGAGUGGCUCCCCCUAGAGGAUGUGAAAUCAGGACGGCUCCAUGUGAAGCUGGAGUGCCUGCCCCCCACGCCCAGUGCUGCUGAACUGGAGCAGGUAUUGAUGGUGAACAGCUUGAUCCAGACACCAAAGAGUGACGAACUGUCAUCUGCUCUGCUGUCUGUCUUCGUUGACAGGGCAGCUGAUGUGCCGCUGCGGAAGGGUUCAAAACCCCCAAGUCCUUAUGUCAGUCUCUCUGUUCGUGGUGUCUCCUACAAGACCAAGGUCUCUUCUCAGACUGUGGAGCCAGUGUGGGAUGAAGCUUUCUCCUUCCUUAUCAAGAGACCCCAUACAGAAUCUUUAGAGUUGCAGGUGAAGGAUGAUGGGCGUAUCCUGGGUAGCCUGUCCCUCCCACUUUCACAGCUGCUGGCAGCAGAGGGGCUUGUCCUUGACCGUUGGUUCCAACUCGGCAAUUCUGGGCCUGCCAUCCAGGUCCUGAUGCGAGUCCAACUUGGGAUUCUGAUCUCUCAGCACUCUGGGGUGGAGGCUCUUCGUACUGUGACAGGUGAAGAGAAUGAGGAGGGCUCCCAGAAGGGAUCAGAGACAGAGCUGUAUAUCAGGGAGGAUGGAGACUCUGGUUCCACACAAGAGCUGCGCCAGCGCCUGCCACAUGCCAACAGUAACUUGGAGCUGUCAAACUCACCGCUGGGUCAGCUGAGCCUCACUGUCUGGUACAACAUGGAUGCACGCAAACUGGUUGUCAUUGUACAUGCCUGCAGAAACCUUAAGUCAGGUACCAGGGAUACACCGGACCCCUAUGUCUCCCUGAUCCUACUGCCUGACAAGUCCCGUGUCACCAAGAGAAAGACUACGGUGCGGAAGAAGACUCAUAAUCCUGAGUUCAAUGAGAAGUUUGAAUGGGAUGUGCCGCUGGAAGAAGCCCACCGGAGGAAGCUAGAGGCCUACAUCAAAAACAGUGUCUCUUUCAUGUCCAGAGGAGAGCCGAUAGGAAAGGUACACAUUGACCUCUCACAGAAGGACCUGUCUCAAGGUGCUCCCCAGUGGUAUGAUUUAAAAGAUGACAAAACCAGCUCCUAAUCUCCACAGUGCCUCCUUUCCUCGACACUUCACUAUCCAGGGAGUUGAAGAGCGGGCAUUAACAUUACCACUGCUGCUACCUUUCGCCGCAGGAUUCCAAGCUCACCCCUGCUGGACAGGCUUUGCAGUGUUUUUGGGUUUUUAUGCAAUCAUAAUGUUGUGUUUUUUAGAAUCUUCUUUUUUACCGUGAAGCUGGUACAGGCAGAGAAGUGACACCUGGGGUGGGUUUUUGAGACGGUGGGGGAUUCGCACCCUGCAUUCUCCCUGCGUGCUUCUCUCAACACUGCACACUGCAUGCUGCCUUUUUAUUGACCAAAGAAGAAGUGGACCUUUUAUCUGUCUGAGGAUGAAGUUGCUUACAGGCUUACAGAUGUCAUGUAGGCUGACGCUUCCAGCAGCAACUGGAGAAGAAGCUAAAAAGUGCCAGGAGCAAACUGAGCCUGGGCCAGGGUGUUAGCUAGAAAGGUACAAGGAGACCACCAUGGAGGAACCAGAUAUUUUCCCAUAACAAAAGUGGGCAAAUAACCUCCUUUGGCCUCACAUUUACAAGGGCCGCGUCCCCAAAGAGAGCCAUCUACCAUCUUGUAUCUAGAAAGGGAGCAUUAUGCGAUCCUUGCUGCAGGGAUUGUUCGGCUGGAAAAGUGUUUGGAAUUCUGUUGUAGUUCUCCUGCUAAUACAGUUUUCAAAUGGCAUCUGGUUAUUUUGACUGAAAGGAUUAAAAAGCAGAGGGGAGGGGGUGCAGUGGCCCAACAAUUUUUAUUUGCAUUUUUUAUCAUUUUUUCCCCAUUGUGGGGAUGCCAUGACUUUGACCUCUAUGCAUUUAGCUGAUGUCCCCAAUUGGCAUAGCUUUCCUGAUUCCAAUUUUGUGCAAAGCCAUACUCCUGGCAGUAGUUUAUUCUAACCUUGCCAAACAUAACCUGCUCUUUUGGAUUCUGUCUCCUUUUAAACUGAAUCAGUUUGCUUUGGCUUCUUGUCCCACUCCACAUUGUGCUGCUAAUCCAAAUGGACAGACAACUUUCUUGCUGUAUUGUUAUUUGUGCCACUCGCAUUGCUGUUUUUAAAAAUGAAUGUUUGGUGCCUUCUUGCACUCCAGUCCUGGACCUGGUGUGUGGAGUGAAAAACCUCCCUCUCCCCACCCCUCCUGCACCAAGUUCUAAGGCUGUGUGUAUUCUGUAGCAAGGAAAUGCAAAUUCCAUGCUCCAAUUCAGAUUUACAGAUAUGCAGAAUUUAUCUACCUGUACACAAACUUGCAAUAUUUGCAUUUUGAAUGACUUUGAAUAUAUAUUUGGAAGGUAGGAAGGAUAAUAAACAAGAAGCCUCUGGGGAGAGGAGAUUUGCUUCAAGAAGCAAAAGAUCUCGGAAGUAUAUCUCUUAACAUAUACUGCAUGCAUGAUUCCUCUGCUAGUAUGAAAAACUUCAGUGCUGAGCUUUUAGGACUUUUCCACACGUAAAAAUGAAAGGGCCCUUAAAUCCUUCUCCAUUUUUUCAGAGUGAUAAAUCACUGCUUGUUAAUUUCAGUGCUAUCCCACUGUAGCAGGUGGGGGAAUGGGGUUAAUCUCUGUUUUUUAAAAAUAGGCCCCAAUGGCAAGGGCUCCAUUUAUUCUUUGCCCUUCCCUCAUCCGCAGGCUAUUCUCCAUUGUGCUGGGGGUGGAGGUGCCUUCCAGAGGGCAUGUGGGCUGCACAGACUUAUCAUGGGUGUUAUCCAGCAGCUGCACUGGAUGGGUUUUUGUUGUUGUUGCUUUUGUGGAGGUUUGUUUGUGGUGUUGCUAUGAGGAAGAAUAGAGCUGCUUUAGUGCUUAAAAGAAAAAUCCAUAUGGAUAAGCCCACAGGAAGCUAAAUCCUGAUAGAUGCCUCACAGCAGCUAGAUAUCGUCCACCUUUCCAAAUCUUGUAAUCUGGGGCAGGUGAGCAGGAUCAUGGUGGUAGAUCAGCCAGGAAGUAGAACAUGCUUCUAGUCUCUCCAAAACAGGGAGGGAGGGGGAGGAUUUCUUUGCUGCAUUUAUUUCACUGUCGAGCAAUCUUGCUUCUGAGCUGACCCUUUUCCUCCCUUUCCCCUCAUCACACUCACUGCUGGAGCCACAACAUGGAACUCUUGAUUCCUAGCCCCAAGUCCUUCUCUGCUCACUUGCACUUGCUCUCUUGUCUUUGAAGAAGCCGAAACAGUUAACUGUGGUCUAUUUAUACAGGGGGCGUUUGGUGUGUGUGUGUGUUUUUUUAAUUGCUUAUUUCUACUUGUAUGACCGUAGCGAAUAUGUUUGACACAGCAAAACCACCUCCUCAUUGAAUCUGGCUCUACUCCCCCAAGAGCAUGUUGACAGAUUGCAGGGGGAGGACAAGGACUGAGUGUGCCUAUAAGGAGCUCAAUCACUUGCUGCCUUCCAUACCAAAUCAAAGCUCCCAAAAGCACGGCUUUACUGCAAGAGUGUUUUUGGCACCUGUGCCUCUCACAGCAGCCACUGUAAUUUGUUGCAGCCAAUAAAGAGAGGAAAAUGUAA